AACCGCCCCGUUUCCUCGGGAAAAGGAGACGAAAAAAAUUUAAAUAAAUAAAAAAUAAAUCGGUGUUUUCUCCGCCCCUCCCGGGCCGCGUCGCCAUGGCAACGGCGCCCGGGCGCGGCCCUGCCCUGCACAAAGAUGGCGGCGCCAACCCGGAAGCGCCUUCCCCUUCCCGCCCCAACGAUGGCAGCGGCUUCCACGUCGGCGCCGCCCCGGUGGCGGGCGCGGGCGGCCAUGGCGGCGCGGGGCGCGGAGGCCGAGGCCCAGGCCCUCUUUGAGGCGCACACGGCGGCCGAGCUGCGGGCGGUGGAGCGGCGGCUGCGGGCCGGCAUCGAGCAGAAGCGGGAGGAGCUGCGGCAGAUGGUGGGCGAACGCUACCGCGACCUCAUCGAGGCGGCCGACACCAUCGCCGAGAUGCGCCUCAGCGCCGACCGCCUCCUGGGCGCCGUCCGCGGCCUGCAGCGGGGCGGCACGGCCCGGCCCGCCCCGGCGGCUCCGGUUCGGCCGCCGGCCCAGGAGAGCUUCUACCGGGCAGCGGCCCAGCUGAAGCUGCUGCUGGAGGUGCCCGAGAAGGUGUGGGGCGCCGUGGAGGGCGGCCGGUACCUGCCUGCUGCCCGGCUCCACCUGCUCGGUGCCCACCUCCGCCGCCAGCUGCAGCUGGAGACGCCGCGGGCCCGCGGUGGCCCCAUCCUCGCCCGCUUCCCCAUCCUGCUGCGGCAAGUGGCGGCCGCCAGCCACCUCAGAUCCACCAUCCUGCAGGAGAGCAAGUCCCUGCUGAAGAGCCAGACCGUGUCCGACCAGGCAGUGGCAGAAGCCCUGUGUGCCAUCAUGCUGCUGGAGGACAGCUCUCCGCGCCAGGCCCUCGCUGACUUCCUUCUGGCCAGGAAGUUGGCCAUUCAGCAGCUUCUCAACCAGCCACACCACGGUGCAGGUAUAAAAGCUCAGGUGUGUUCACUGAUGGAGCUGCUAACUACAACCCUGUACCAGGCCCAUGCUCUCUUCUACACUGUGCCUGAAGGGAUGCUGCCGGAUCCAGCCCUGCCCUGUGGCUUGCUUUUCUCAACCCUGGAGACCACCACAGGCCAGCACCCAGCAGGGAGAGGAGGGGUUCUGGAGGAGGAGGUGAAGCUGAGCAGCUGGUUCAGGUACCUCCCGGAGUCUGUGGUGGAGUUCCAACCAGCCCUGCGGACCCUGGCACACCCCAUCAGCCAGGACUACCUCAGAGACACGCUGCAGAAGUGGAUCGCUAUGUGCAGCGACGACAUCAGGGCCGGGGUCAGCAACCUGCUUGUCUACGUGAAGAGCAUGAAAGGCCUCGCGGGGAUUCGCGACGCGGUGUGGGAGCUGCUGACGAGUGAGUCCAUAAGCCAGAACUGGGAGGCAGUGUGCCGUCGCCUUUUGGACAAGCCCACUUCUUUCUGGGAGGACCUGCUGCAGCAGCUCUUCCUGGACAGGCUGCAGGCACUGACCAAAGAAGGGUUUGACUCGAUCUCAAGCAGCUCCAAACAGCUUCUCACCUUAGCCCUGCAAGAACUGGAAGUCAAAUCCAGCACCUCUGCCCUGAGCAAGCACAUCCAGUUUGAACACAACGUGGCCCUGUUCCUGUGGUCGGAGAGCUCCAGUGACCUGCCUUCCGACGCCGCGUGGGUCAGUGUGGCAAACCGCGGCCAGUUCGCCAAGAGCGGGCUGUCCAUGAAGGCCCAGGCGCUCACGCCAUGCGUGCAGAGCUUCUGCUCUGCUCUGGACUCAAAGCUGAAGGCCAGGUUGGACGAUCUCCUGUCCUACCUCCCCACGGACUCCUCAGCCGCCAAGGAGGCUGCUCCUGUGGUGCAGCCACGCUCUGCCUUCGACCGCUACGCCGACGCUGGCACAGUGGAGGGGCUGCUCCGUGACCACUGUGUUGCCUGCAUCCACCGCGUACUGGGCUGCGUACGUGAAGAGCUCCAGAGUGCCCAGAGCUUCCUGGAGGGGCAGGCGGACGCUCCCAGCAAUGCCAGACUCAAUGCUGUCCUCUUCAUGGCGAGGCUCUGCCAGUCCCUGACCGAGCUCUGCCCUCACCUGAAGCAGUGUAUCCUGGGCCAGUCGGGCAGCACGGAGACGGUGCUGAAGGAAACACGCUCCUCCAAGAAGCUGGGGAAGGGGAAAGCCCAGGGAGUCACCCCCGUGCAGGCCAAGUGGCAGGGGGUGAAGGCAGAGCUCCUGCAGCAGAGCCUGUUCGCUUACCAGAUCUGGAGCUCAGCUGUCACCAAAAACCUGGUUCAAUGCUUUACCCGCACAUUGCUGCUCGACACAGCAGGCUCUGUCUUGGCCACAGCCACCAACUGGGAUGAAAUUGAAAUUCAGGAGGAGACAGAGUCUGGAAACAGCGUAACGUCGAAGAUCCGUCUGCCUGUGCAGCCAUCCUGGUACGUCCAGUGCCUCCUCUUCAGCCUGUGCCAAGAGGUGAACCGGGUCGGUGGUCACACUCUCCCAAAAGUCACCUUGCAGGAGUUGCUGAGGACCUGCAUGGCAGAAGUGCUUGCUGCCUAUGAAAAGCUCGUGGAAGAGAAGCAGGAGAAGAAAGCAGGCACCUUCCCCAUGACCCAGAACAGAGCUCUGCAGUUACUCUACGAUCUGCGGUACCUGAGUAUCAUCUUGACAGCCAAGAGUGAGGAAGCAAAAACCAGCAGGAUCAAGCAUGACUCCGGGAUUGAGAAAGUGACUGACUUCCUGGAGGGGCACAUAGACCCCUUUGACUUAGACGUUUUCACUCCACACUUGAACAGCAACCUUAAUCGCCUGGUUCAGCGAACCUCCGUUCUCUUUGGCUUGCUGACCGGGACAGAGAACCAGUACACGAGCAGGAGCGGCGCGCUCAGCUCUCAGGAGCUCCACAACAUCUUGCCGUUAGCUUCCAGCCAGAUCAGAUUUGGACUUCUGCCACUGAGUAUGUCGAGCUCGCGAAAAAGCAAGUCUGCUACCAGGAGCACAGAAAGAGUUCAGUGCGAUGCUGACCUCUAACUCCUGACGAAGCCUGGCUUGGGUAUUUAAGCCUGUGUGAAGAGUGGCUUGCUUCUCUUGCAGCAGCUCUGUGUUGUCCUGUUUCUGAGAUUUAUCAGUAGACAGCCGUUACGUUGCUACGUUUCCCCUAGUUUAAAACAUCCGCUUAAAUGGAGCUCUCUAUGCUGAGGAUUGAGAGACAAGGAAUACCUUACUGCUACAGGAAGCAGUAAUUGGUAAUCUGUUUCCUUUAGCUAUUAUUAACCAAAUAAUCCACCUGUGGCGACUUCUUUUCAACUGGGACAGAAGAGUAAAGGUCUGGUAUUAGCAGAGCAGAGAGUGUUACCCGAGAUGCUGAUGUUUACUCUGCGGCUCUUGUUCUCCAUUAUUCAGAAGCAUUAAGGACCAGACAUAGUAUAAGGGCUGUUUAAAAGCCCAAAGCUUCCCGAUAAAGGUAUUCUUUACCUCUUACGCCUCAGCUCUGGUAGAGCGUAGAAGUGUGCAGUGAUGGUUGGCUCACUCCUGCCACUCCCCUUGCCUGCUGUGGUGGCACGUGUAUCUUCUGCGCUAGCCACACUUCUCAAAAUCCCUGGCAGAUGCUUGCUGCUUCUUUUUAUGCUAAAACAGUCCAGGAGAGGUUAAAGUCCAUAGAUGCAGAGAGCUGUUCUUGAGUAAGGGCAACAGCUGUACUUCUGCCCUUGCUCUGAGAGCAACAGCCCCUUCCCUGCAGUUCCAAAUGAUUUUUAUUUUGCGGGGCAUUGAAUGACAUCUGAAAAGCUACCUGUUGCUCACAACAGCAAGGCGCUGUGCUUCUGCCACUCAGAACUGCCUCUGCCUGUCACUGACCACCAGGAGUGACACUGCUUAGGUUGCGGUUCAAGCUGCCUAGGAAGAGCUGUUCUGCUGUAGCCUACACCUCCUUGCAGAUCCUCUAGAUGAGGGUAUGGAGUAAGUCAAAGGUACGCUGUAAUAGCUACUGACGCUUUUCUUUUUAAAAACUAACAGGUCCCAGCUCCUGCACUCACAAGAGCAGAAGACGAGGCAUCGCGCCCUGGC
Molecule: messenger RNA, 4032 nt
Organism: Chroicocephalus ridibundus (black-headed gull)
Lineage: Eukaryota; Metazoa; Chordata; Aves; Charadriiformes; Laridae
Gene: COG1
Product: component of oligomeric golgi complex 1
Exons: 14
Coding region: 136-2997 (953 amino acids)
Biological process (GO): intra-Golgi vesicle-mediated transport
Cellular component (GO): COG complex; Golgi apparatus
Source: RefSeq, a predicted model, not a curated record